This is a messenger RNA of Ahaetulla prasina, 1964 nucleotides long. RefSeq lists its product as uncharacterized. The coding region runs from base 1 to 1737 and encodes 578 amino acids. Gene Ontology annotation, molecular function: nucleic acid binding. The transcript is spliced from 2 exons. The record is from RefSeq and is a predicted model, not a curated record. Gene Ontology annotation, biological process: DNA integration. Lineage: Eukaryota; Metazoa; Chordata; Lepidosauria; Squamata; Colubridae.
AUGGCUGGCUUCGUGCAAUCCUCGACAGAGAGGAACUAUAGCCAGUUGGAUAAGGAAGCGCUAGCCAUUGUGUCAGGGGUAAAAAAGUUUCACGAAUACGUUUUCGGGAGAGACUUUGAAAUUGUUACAGACCAUAGACCUCUGUUAGGGAUACUGGCUGGCGACCACCCAACGCCUGUGGCACUUUCGCCACGAUUGACCCGAUGGACCAUCUUCUUAGCCGCUUAUUCCUACAAGCUGCAGCAUCGACCCGGAAAAGAGUUGGGGCAUGCGGACGCCUUAAGCAGAUGCCCACUACCAGGGGCGAUCGAAGACCCCACUCCGGGGACGCCCAUCCUGCUAAUUGACUCUCUGGACUCUGGCCCAGUCACGUCUAAGGAGGUGGCUCGGGCAUCAUACCGGGACAUUAUUUUGAGGACUGUACUCGGUUGGGUACAAAGAGGGUGGCCCGCUGCGCCGGGCGAGCGUUUUAAAGAAUUUGUAAAAAAACGUGGGGAACUUUCGGCUCAAGGGGGGUGCCUGCUAUGGGGGGAUAGAGUGGUGAUCCCAGAGAAAUUAAGAAAAAGGGUGUUGGAUCUCCUGCACGAGGGUCACCCAGGGAUCGUUAGGAUGAAGGGUCUAGCGAGAAGCUAUGUGUGGUGGCCCUUAAUGGACUCCGAAAUUGCUGAAAGGGUAGGGAAAUGCCAGGCCUGCCAGGAGUCCAGACCUCUACCCCCAACGGCCCCGGUUCGGGAAUGGGAAAGACCCCAAGGGCCCUGGUCAAGAAUCCACAUUGAUUUUGCCGGCCCCUUCCACGGCCAAACCUUCCUGGUAGUAGUUGAUGCCUACUCCAAAUGGCUGGAAAUCAUUCUCAUGAGAUCCAUGACAGCCGAAGCCGUGAUCUCAGUCCUACGGCACCUAUUUGCAACACACGGGUUGCCUGACACAUUGGUUUCCGAUAACGGCCCGCAAUUCACGGCAACACAGUUUGAGGAAUACUUGGCAGAAGAGGGCAUCCGCCAUGCCCUCUCGGCGCCUUUCCACCCUGCGACGAAUGGCCUUGCAGAGCGUUUCGUCCGAAGCGCGAAAGAGGCAUUAUCCAGACUCAAGCCAGGCGACUGGCAAUCAAAAAUAGAUAUUUUCCUAGCCGUCCAACACCGAACCCCCUGUGCCACCACCGGCAGAAGCCCUGCCGAAUUACUAAUGGGCCGAAAACUCAGGUGCCCACUAGACCGUUUAAAUCCCAACUAUACACCGGAGGGAUACAAGGGGGGACUCGAAAAGACAAGAGGAAUGGAUAUAGGCGACCGGGUAUGGGCACACAACUAUGGUGAGGGCCCGACCUGGGUAGCAGGAAAAAUUCUAAACAUAACAGGCCCCAAAUCAUACUUGGUAGAGUUAACGGAUGGCCGAGUAUGGAGGCGACAUAUAGAUCAAUUGAGGAAACGGUUAGCCGGACAACCCGAGUCAGACGAAACAGGCCCUGACUAUUCUAUGUUUGAACCAACAGCUGACUCAGACCCGGGAAAAUCGCAGGACUUAACUGAAUUCCCGGAGGUCCAGCGACGCCCACAGGUUCCUGUAGAAAACAGCAGGGACAACUCGGAAAAUAAUCCAGGGCCGGAUGGCCUAGAGGAGGAGCCGAGAGGAGCAAACAGCCCCUCCGGCCAACUCAACCCGCUCCCAGAGACUGUACUGCGCAGGUCCGAAAGAGUCAGGAGACGCCCAGUCUAUUUACGUGAUUACGUUGAAAAGUAAUAUGUAAAUAAAUGUAAAUAUAUAGGUAAAGUGUUUUCUGGGAGGGAAGGAGUGUAAUGUAUCUUUAAAUAUUUUGGCGGGAAACAAGCACGUUGCUGAUUGGUUGAAGCCGCCGGUUAAACAGUAUAUAAGGAGAGGUUUUUCCCCAGCCUGGUUGCUGGGUUCACCAUAUAGUAAAGAGCUGUUGUCACUACCCUGGUCUCCUGCCUCGUUAUUGCCCGAAUCUA